AUGUACGACGACUCCUGGUACAGCUUCGUGCCAGACGUGGCCAAGAAAGCCGCCACGGCCGCCCAGGGAACUCACCGCCGCAGAGAGUCGCUAUUGCAGCAGUCCAACGGUGUGCCACAAGCUUCCGGUGCACCAGAGGCUCUUGACGAGAUCUUCGAAGACAUUGAGAACCGCAACACCCCUCCCGAAGCGACUGUGCUCCGCCGCGCAAAGUCAUACUCCGACUUCUACCACGUUGUCCGAGCUCAAUUGGCAAAGGACGAACAGAAGAAGAAACGCAGACGGAGGAAGGACAAGACAUGGGAUGCGUUGGAUAUUGCGGCCGAGAUUGCCCACUCCAAGACCGGCCCUCAUCCGGUCCUUGGCCUGCAUGGGGAUGAAUUGCUCGAGGCUAGUCAGCAAGAGUAUCUACUCUACAAAGACCAACUUACGCUCACCGAACGACACCUCGACACGCUAAUCGACGACACAAACGCAGCGCUGAAGCUCUUGACGACGCUGUCUGAGUCGUUCCAGUCUGUAGAGGCGCAAACGAGCUCAUUCCAAUCUCAGUGCGAGGAUCUCCUGUCUGAGCAGCACCGACUCGAGAAGCUGGCAGACGAAGUGGGCACCGAUCUCCAUUUCUACGCAUACCUCGACAAUGUCUCCAGGAGACUCAAUGCCCCUGGCGCUGGGCGGUUGGUGGACGAUGACUCUUUCGGCGAGAUCUUGAGAAAUCUUGACUCCUGCAUAGGGUUCAUGUCGCAACACACCGAUUACCGCGAUGCUGAGUCCUAUCUUGCUCGUUACGAAUCCUUGCUCACCAAGGCACUUCAUCUUCUUGAGGUCGGCUUCACCAAUCGCUUAGACAGUAUAUCAUCCGAGAUCUCUGGCCAGAUCGCGGGAACAAAGUCCGAGGCUACUCGCCAUGCGGUUGCGUACGGUCGUUUCGAGGGGAUGAUCCUCGAUUCGUACUCAUUGAUCCCCAAUAUCCACAAGGUAGUGAGCAGCGUGUAUGAUCAAUACGGCCUUCCCAUCACUGGCGUUGCCAAGGACAUCUACUCCAACACCACAAGCAAUCUCUUCAGCUCUUAUUUGAGCGUCCGAGAUCGUGACUUGAAGCCUAUUGUGCAGCAUGAUCAGGACGAGUUCAAAAAGGAGAUCAAAGACCUGUCUGUUGAGACGGCCUCGAGGAAUUACAUCAAGCAGAGCUAUGAACGCGCUUUCAACGAGGCCAACCUGUUUGUCAAGAUAUUUGGUCUGGAUCUGCAGUGGAGCUCUGACCCGAACUCGGCCUACGGGGUCCUCAAGUCCAACCAGAGGUCUCUGGUCAACCCGGCAAACCUUGUGCAGAUAGCCGCAAACCUGCAGUCCGCAUUGCAGACUGCAGACUUGGACACCAUCUGCAGUGUUGUAGGAUGGCUGACCAACGAGUAUCUCGUCCUUGAUUACGACGACGAAGAAUCACCUUUUGCGCGCCAGUGCCGAGAGCUUAGCGCCAGGCUGCUGACGGAGCAUCUCUGGGUCUUCACGGAUAGUGCGUUCGAGGCAGAGAUUACGAAGACAGUCGCAAAGGCCGUCGUCAAGGACGAGACCCUUACCGUCGGGCCCGUCAUCAACGGCGUCUCAUCCUCGAAUGCCUUUCCGCCUGUCAAACAAGCCCUCAAGCUGCUGGCCAUGUACGACCAAGCCAUGCCCAAGGAACGAAGCCAAAAGAACAGCCAAGUCGUUUUCAAGAUCGUGCGGGAAACCAUCCAGGUCCUGCAGCGUGCAGAAGCCCGGAUCAAGUCAAUCAAAGCCGGCACGGAUGCUGAUUUGUUCAUGGUCAAGAACCUGCUCAUCAUCAAGAACGAGCUCGUGUCCCUCGAGAUCGGCGACAUACGUGGCGACGCUGCAGCCAUGCAGCACUUCGGCCACAUCUGGGAUAAUCUGAGCCCCCAGAGCUGGGUAGGCUUCGUCAGCAACAUCAUCGGCGGCUCCCUCUGGUCGCGCGGCGCGCCGCAGCAGCCAUCCGUCACGGCCAAGACGCUGACGGUCGAGGACAUGAGCGAGCAGCUGGACGAGCUGCUGAGGCAGUCCAUCGUUGCCUUCACCCAGCGCUGGGGGAAGCUGACGAAUGAUGCCCGCGCCAGGAAGACGGGCGUCAAGCCAAUCGGCAAGGUCGAAAAGGAGCUGGACGAGGUGCUGCAGAGGGCCUUUAGCAACCAGCCCGAGGUCAUUGCGAAGCUGAAGGAGGCUAUCCAGAUCAACGCGCAGGCGCAGGAGGCGGCGCAAGAGGAAAAGAAGGGAAUCAGGCGGUACUAG
Messenger RNA from Colletotrichum spaethianum, 2283 nucleotides. RefSeq names its product conserved oligomeric Golgi complex subunit 3. NCBI's taxonomy places the organism in Eukaryota, Fungi, Ascomycota, Sordariomycetes, Glomerellales, Glomerellaceae. The record is from RefSeq and is a predicted model, not a curated record. Gene Ontology annotation, cellular component: cis-Golgi network; membrane; COG complex. The transcript has 5 exons. Gene Ontology annotation, biological process: cytoplasm to vacuole targeting by the Cvt pathway; intra-Golgi vesicle-mediated transport; autophagy. Bases 1 to 2283 code for a protein of 760 amino acids.